Jaculus jaculus (lesser Egyptian jerboa) is the source of this 3013-nucleotide messenger RNA. It is a transcript of the gene Bmper, whose product is annotated as BMP binding endothelial regulator. The record is from RefSeq and is a predicted model, not a curated record. NCBI's taxonomy places the organism in Eukaryota, Metazoa, Chordata, Mammalia, Rodentia, Dipodidae. The transcript is spliced from 15 exons. The coding region runs from base 38 to 2098 and encodes 686 amino acids. Gene Ontology annotation, molecular function: protein binding.
GGGACCUGCGGCCGCCCGGGAUUCCCUCCAAGUGACGAUGCUCAGCUUCCCCGGAGUCAGGGCUCCGGCGGCAGAGCGGCCCCGCCGGCGCUCGCCCGGGAUUACCUGCUGCGUCUUGCUGCUGCUCAAUUGCUCGGGGGUCCCCUUGUCUCUGGCUUCCUCCUUCCUGACAGGAUCUGUUGCAAAAUGUGAAAAUGAAGGUGAAGUCGUCCAAAUCCCAUUUAUCACUGACAACCCCUGCAUAAUGUGUGUGUGCUUGAACAAAGAAGUGACUUGCAAGAGGGAGAAAUGUCCUGUGCUGUCUCAAGACUGUGCCCUGGCCAUCAAGCAAAGGGGCGCCUGCUGUGAGCGCUGCAAAGGUUGCACCUAUGAAGGAAAUACGUACAACAGCUCAUACAAAUGGCAGAACCCAGCUAAGCCAUGUGUCCUGCGCCAGUGCCAGGAGGGUGUUGUCACGGAGUCAGAGGUGCACUGUGUCGUUCAUUGUAAAAACCCCGCAGAGCAUCAGGGGCUCUGCUGCCCCACGUGUCCAGGCUGUGUGUUUGAAGGUGUGCUAUACCAGGAAGGAGAGGAGUUUCAGCCGGAAGGAAGCAAAUGUAUCAAGUGCUCCUGCAUUGGAGGCAGGACACAGUGCGUGAGAGAAGUCUGUCCCAUUCUCUCUUGUCCCCAGCACCUUAGUCACACCCCCCCAGGACAGUGCUGCCCUAAGUGUUUGGGCCAGAGGAAAGUGUUUGACCUUCCUUUUGGGAGCUGCCUCUUUCGCAGUGAUGUUUAUGACAACGGAUCCUCAUUCCUCUAUGAUAACUGCACAACAUGCACUUGUAAGGACUCCACAGUGCUAUGUAAGAAGAAGUGUUCCCAUCCUGGUGGCUGUGACAAAGACAAAGAGUCCUGUUGUGAAGAGUGUCUCCUGAGAGUGCCCCCCGAAAAUGUCAAAGUGUGCAAGUUCGGCAACAAGAUUUUCCGGGAUGGAGAGAUGUGGUCUUCUCUCAACUGCACCAUCUGUGCUUGUGUGAAAGGCAAGACAGAGUGUCGCAAGAAACAAUGCGUGCCCAUCAGCAGCUGCCCACAGGGUAAAAUUCUCAACAGAAAAGGAUGUUGUCCUAUUUGCACUGAAAAGCCCGGCGUUUGCACGGUAUUCGGAGAUCCCCACUACAACACUUUUGACGGACGGACAUUUAACUUUCAGGGGACAUGUCAGUAUGUGUUGACAAAAGACUGCUCCUCCCCCGCCUCGCCCUUCCAGGUGCUGGUGAAGAACGAUGCGCGCAGGACCCGCUCUUUCUCGUGGACCAAGUCGGUGGAGCUGGUGCUGGGCGAGAGCGCCGUGAGCCUCCAGCAGCACCUGACCGUGCGCUGGAACGGCUCCCGCAUCGCGCUGCCCUGCCACACGCCGCACUUCCACAUCGACCUGGACGGCUACCUCCUCAAAGUGACCACCAGUGCAGGUCUGGAAAUUUCCUGGGAUGGAGACAGUUUUGUAGAGGUUAUGGCCGCCCCUCAUCUCAAGGGCAAGCUGUGUGGCCUUUGUGGCAACUACAAUGGACAUAAACGAGAUGACUUAAUUGGCGGAGAUGGAAAUUUCAAGUUUGACGUGGAUGACUUUGCUGAAUCCUGGAGGGUUGAGUCCAACGAGUUCUGCAACAGACCCCAGAGAAAGCCGGUGCCUGAGCUGUGCCAAGGAACAGUGAAGGUCAAACUCCGAGCCCACCGUGAGUGCCAGAAGCUCAAGUCAUGGGAGUUUCAGCUCUGCCACUCUGCAGUUGACUACGCUACCUUUUACCGGUCCUGCGUGACAGACAUGUGUGAAUGCCCAGUCCAUAAAAACUGUUACUGUGAGUCAUUUCUGGCAUACACCCGUGCCUGCCAGAGAGAGGGCGUCAAAGUGCACUGGGAGCCUCAGCAGAGCUGUGCAGCCACCCAAUGUAAGCAUGGUGCUGUGUAUGAUACCUGCGGCCCGGGAUGUGUCAAGACCUGCGAUAACUGGAACGAAAUUGGUCCAUGCAAUAAGCCGUGUGUCGCCGGUUGCCAUUGUCCAGCAAACUUGGUCCUUCACAAGGGAAGGUGCAUCAAGCCAGUCCUGUGUCCUCAGCGGUGACCUUUGUCCCAGUCCUUAAGACUUUGAAAUCUGGUGUCUUUGACACAGACGUGGAAGAGCCAAUGAAGGACUGAGAUGUUUAUGUGCCUGACUGCACACACACAGAGUAUAUAUGUGUAUAUACAGAUAUAUAGAUAUAUUCAAAAGCAUUUCAUCAUUUAUAUAAACUAUAGGCAGAUUAUAUGUAUAUUUUUUGCUAUAAGACAUGUAUUAUUUCUAGAAUCCUAAUCCCUAAGCCAUUGGGUACAUUGUAUAAAUACACCAGGUGCUUUUAAUUUAAUAAGAUGGCAUGCAGACCUAUCGGAGGGCUUUAACAUUGCAUAUAGUUGCUGUUUGGGGGAAGUUUUCUAGGAACCCUCAUUUUUCUGCCUAAAUUAAUUUAAGCUUUGAGUCAGUAUUUGUAAGUAAGUGGGAGAUGUGCUUCUUUAGAGAAAGGCACAUUUAUCUAGGGACAUGUUUCCAAGGAAAGUAUCGUAUGCCUGAGAGAGAUGGUAGAGAUUGGUGACAGGUCCUAAUGGUGCAUGCAAACAAAGGGAGAAGCUAUUAGACUUCACUGGGUCAUAGUCUGAUAUUAUUUCAAAAACUGAACAGUUGCCAAGAAAUAUACAUUUGUUAUGAGGGUGUUACCAAAGAAUCAAAUGAUUUCUUGCCAUUUUUGCACACUCCACAAAUCUCUUCAUUACAUAUGUGUGUGAUAGAUGGGACCUUUUGUAUGCCAUGCAAUGAGAUUAAGGAGUAUCUGGAUGACAUGUUAAUUUUAUUUAGCAUGAGAAGAUAUGUGAGAUACCAUUGCCAACGUAUGCAGAAAUAACAUUUUCUCUGAAUCUCAGAGCAGGUCAAAACCAAUGAGUAGAUUGAGGCCAUCUAUAUAUUUGUGACUAUACCAUGCAUAAAAUAAAAGUCUUUCACUAUUUC